UUUCAGACACAUUUUCCAAGGCAAUUUCCAGGCUUCGGCAUUUUCUCCUUUGCUUCCAAGCCGAUUUGUUUAACAGAAUUUCCUCCAAGUACCGUCGGAUUAAUUAAUGCAUCAGACUCUAACACACCGACGCCUCUGAGUCAAUUUAAGGAGAACAGAUUCAGGAAUAUGAUCUGUUUCAAAUAAAUGGAAGAGAAUAAUAUGACAGAACGUCUUUUUCCACAUCAACAUCUGAUACAAUCGCGGUAUUUCAACAUCAUUUCUUCCUGGUGAUUGUAGAAACAUCUGCUAUUUUUCCCGAAUCUUCACAUUUUCUGUUAGAUUAUACCUUACUGGGGAAGCUACUAGUUCCUUUUAAGAGAUCCAACAGCAAUUUCGAAUAUAUGGAAUUAUAUCUGGAAUUUUAAUAUCAGCUCUAUUCGAACGAAAAUAUACGCGUGAUACAUUACAAAAUUCUAGAACUGCUUCAUUUGUUGCAAACGAUUUUUUGUGUGAUUAUUUCAUCAUAUUCUUUGGAGUUGGAAAUCUAAUUACCUAUGAAAAUGAAAUGAUGGUUAAAAGUGUAUUUAUAUAGGCAAAAAAUUUCGGAAAGAAAUUAUUGGAACUGUCACCAUGGGAGUUUUCACUUGGUUUCAAGACUGUUGGUUGAUGAUGUUCAGGACAAAGCCACAGUAUUUGUCUGUUCUAGGAAGAAAACGUAGUAGCAUUCGAAGCCCUCACAAGCUUUCAACCCAAACAGAGGAAAGAAAUUGCACAACGAGGCUGAGGUCUUUAGUAUGUAUGGCUAUCAUGUUCUGCAGCAUUUCAUAUGGAAUCGUUCUGCUACUGUCUAAUGAAGCAUCGACACUGACAGCUUCAAAUUUAUUAGUUCCACUUGUUAUUGCUGCUAUAGCAUCAAUAUCUGGAGGUCUCUGUUUGUCUGAAUAUAUCUCCUCUCAGACUCAAGAAGUACCUUCCAUCUACAGUUGCUGCUACCAAUAUUCUAGCGAGGUGCUCGCCUUUUUCAUUGGAUGGUCGUGUCUCUUCUCUCAGGCGGCCAUGACAGCAGCCAUUUGCAAAGUGGCCGCCAUAUUGGUGGAUCAGUGGACAGACCACGCUCUGCAGAAGCUUCUAGAACAUUCGCCAUUAACCUUCCCCGAUUCUCUGCCGUCCAUUGCUUUUGUUCUUGCAUUCAUCAUAUUCGUUCUCACAGGAAUAAAUGAGACCGUUGCAUGGUUCGUGUUCUUCAUACCCUUCUCCUUCAUUCUCCUUCUGACGUCAUUUGCAAUUACGCGCACUGCGAACAAAGAAGAAUCGUUUCUGUACAGUGAUAAGCUGAUUGGAGUACGAAGUGUCGACGAGGUUUUGACAACUUCAGCUCUUUGUAUACUAUUUUUCUCUGGGCCACAGAGCUUACUCCGCAUUUCCCAGAAGCAAGUACGACAGAAAACUGCAGCAGUACUGGGACCACUCAACUCCAUUUGUUUCAUUCUUGUUCUCACUCUUCUACUCAUGGUGUCUCAGACUGGAAAAUUCUUCGAAACCGGCAAAGCAACGACAAGUGACCACACUAUUCUUGCAAACAAUAUUCUUCUGCUCAUCAGCCUUUGCAUUCUGGGCAUUGAAACAUUUUAUCCUUUGCAUUUUAUGAUUGAGGAUAUGGCAACAGACGGACUUCUUUUCAGGACUUUUUCAAAAAAAUGGAAGCCAUUUUGUUUUCCCAUCGCUUCCUGCGGCGUUCAGAUAUUAACUGUAACCGCCAUUUGUCUUCUGCUAGUGUUUCAAUCCGUGCUAUCGCUAUUGAUGAUGUCGGUGGUGUUUUCGCUGAUGGUGAAUACCUUGGUACCGUAUCUAGUCCUCAUUCAAAGAUAUCGAGACAACACAGCAUGGCAAUACGAGCCAAUGUUCCAAACGACAGCGAAAAACAUACGCGACCGAUCCAGAAGAAAAAGCGAAGAAUCCCAGUACACAAAUGGCGUAGGAUUCGACCACACCGAGGGCCUGGAGAUGUCCACGACCUGCAUUAACGAAGAUUCCUCAGAGGGAAGUUCUGACACCGACAUUGACUCGGUAGUCAAACAAUACAAAGACCAGGCCAGGAUAGCCAACAUGCCCAUCAUGGAAGAACAUGAUCCAUCCAACCAACUGCCGGAACCAACACCUUCCAGUGCAUUCCGUGCAAAACUAGGCAUAGCCGCCAUGUUCUUGUGUGUUUUCAUCACUUCGGUAGUUUUGCACUUUGCAGACUUGGACGAUCACUUCGUGCUUGCAGUGGUCGCCCUCAUGUGCAUGCUAAUGGCGACCGUCGUCCAGGGACUGCUGAUUUGUUUGCCUCAAAAUGGAAGGCCUUCUGGCAUUUGCUGCCCUAGAGUUCCUAGUAUGCCAUGGAUACCAGGAAUGGCAUCGCUGACGAAUAUGUGUCUGCUUGUACAUUGCUUGUGGGCUGUCUGGAAAGUGUAUCUGGGAUGGUUUCUAUUAGGUCUGCUUAUCUAUUUUGCUUAUGGAAUCCGGAGCUCGACGGCCGCCAACUCUUUUUAUAAUCUCCACCCCGCCCACAUUAAGCUCCAUCCGUUGCCUAGUUACGGGAACAACUGCGUCGCUCAGGUGGUGCCCUCCCAGCGCAAGAGAAGUCGGGCCAAAAUUAUUAAUCCCAGAAGAAAACUGUUUCUUGCAUAAAUUUAUAGAGAAAUUAAUAAAUAUAUCGCCUUUUCUUA
Molecule: messenger RNA, 2693 nt
Organism: Argiope bruennichi
Lineage: Eukaryota; Metazoa; Arthropoda; Arachnida; Araneae; Araneidae
Product: probable cationic amino acid transporter
Exons: 5
Coding region: 613-2655 (680 amino acids)
Biological process (GO): amino acid transport
Cellular component (GO): plasma membrane
Molecular function (GO): amino acid transmembrane transporter activity
Source: RefSeq, a predicted model, not a curated record